Messenger RNA from Cynara cardunculus var. scolymus (artichoke), 1069 nucleotides. Its product is annotated as thylakoid lumenal 17.4 kDa protein, chloroplastic. The record is from RefSeq and is a predicted model, not a curated record. The transcript is spliced from 4 exons. The coding region runs from base 97 to 825 and encodes 242 amino acids. Lineage: Eukaryota; Viridiplantae; Streptophyta; Magnoliopsida; Asterales; Asteraceae.
ACGUCGGAAAAAGAUAUGAAAUCCAGAAGAUCGUGGGCGGAUGGAUAAUAGCUCUCACUAGCAGGCAGCAAUAACAAAACAUUUGAACGCUCAAAAAUGGCGACUCUUUUCCUUCCUUUCUCGCAUAACCUUUCUUCUCCGGGACUCUCCUCCACCGUCAAACGUAACCGUCUCCCCCUUCCUUUUCACCUUCAUUCAUCGAUCCGUGUCAACUGCUCCGCUAAUACAAAUAAUUCUAUUUCCACGCCUAAAGAAAACUCAUCUCAGUUCAAGGAACUAAGGAAUAUAGCUUGUGGCUUUCUUGCCGUAUGGGCUCUGACUACCACCUCACCCGUAAUCGCUGCUAAUCAGAGGCUGCCUCCUUUGUCCACAGAUCCGGACCGAUGUGCACGUGCAUUUGUUGGAAACACAAUAGGUCAAGCUAAUGGUGUAUAUGAUAAGGCGAUUGAUCUCCGUUUUUGUGACUACACUAAUGAAAAGACAAACCUUAAGGGGAAGUCUCUUGCAGCAGCACUUAUGUCUGGUGCCAUAUUUGAUGGCGCAGAUAUGACUGAGGUUGUCAUGUCUAAGGCUUAUGCUGUUGGAGCAAGCUUUAAAGGUACAGAUUUUACGAAUGCAGUUCUUGAUCGAGUCAACUUCGGGAAGGCCAACCUUCAGGGAGCUUCAUUUAAAAACACUGUACUAUCCGGUUCCACAUUCGAAGAAGCUCAACUGCAAGAUGUGGUGUUUGAGGACACGAUUAUUGGGUACAUCGACCUUCAAAAGCUGUGUGUAAAUAAAACGAUCAACGAGGAUUCAAGACUGGAACUCGGAUGUCGAAAUUAGUAGUGAUUCAUGGCCUCUCUCUCCCUGCUCUACAAAUGGAUGGGGUAGAUUUGUUGUAUAUUUUAUAAAUCAUCAUAUUUUUUUCAUAUGGUAAAAAGAAAACAUGUGUGUAAGAUUUAGUGUUGUGGGCAAGGUAUAUUUAUUCCUAGUCAAGAGAUUGAAAUAGAUCUUUGCCCUAAACCACACUCUAAUAACUUUGUAUAUUGAACCUAAAAAGAAAAGCAUCUCUUUCAUCCACUCUUCU